AUGAACAUAGCUCGCCACAAACUGAUCCACACGGGGCUGAGAGUGUUCGUCUGCGAUCUCUGCGAGUAUCGCACCAACCAGAAGUCCAAUUUGGAGUGCCAUCGCCGGCGGCACGCCAAGGACUAUAGCUUCAAAUGCGAGACGUGCGGCAAGGGCUUUUUCCACAGGACCGAAUACCUGGAGCAUCAGAACGCGCAUACGAAUAAGAAUCUGUAUCGUUGCGAGCACUGCGGCAAGCAUUACUUGUACAAGAAGAACUUGUCCGUGCACCUGAUGACGUAUCACGCCGGCAAACAGACCGCCGCGGCGACGAGGAAUGCGAGGGCCAGGCACGCGUGCAAGUUCUGCCCGGAGAGAUUCGUGUACAAGAGGCUGCUGGAGAGGCACAUGAAGAGCCAGCACGGAUUCGCGGACGCCCCGGCGAAGCACCUGUGCGACGUGUGUGGCGCGGAAUUGUCGUCGAGGAGACGACUAAUGGUGCAUAGGCGCAGUCACGCGGGCGUAAGGAUUUUUGAGUGCGACACGUGCAACAAGAGGUUCGCCAGUAAGGAGAACCUGGGCAUCCACAAGCGGACGCACACGGGCGACAAGCCGUACGUGUGCCCGCAGUGCGGCCGCAGCUUCACGCAGAGGACAUCUCUGGUCCUGCAUCAGCGGUACCACUCGGGUCACAGGCCUUACCAGUGUCAGGAGUGCGGCAAGGGAUUCGUGUCCAACACCUUGCUCAAGAGGCACAGCAAGGUGCACGAGAGGGCCAGACAGCAGAUGCUGUGA
Molecule: messenger RNA, 774 nt
Organism: Vollenhovia emeryi
Lineage: Eukaryota; Metazoa; Arthropoda; Insecta; Hymenoptera; Formicidae
Product: zinc finger protein 239-like
Exons: 1
Coding region: 1-774 (257 amino acids)
Biological process (GO): regulation of transcription by RNA polymerase II
Cellular component (GO): nucleus
Molecular function (GO): DNA-binding transcription factor activity, RNA polymerase II-specific; RNA polymerase II transcription regulatory region sequence-specific DNA binding
Source: RefSeq, a predicted model, not a curated record